Messenger RNA from Cotesia glomerata, 3470 nucleotides. RefSeq lists its product as uncharacterized. The record is from RefSeq and is a predicted model, not a curated record. Bases 88 to 3282 code for a protein of 1064 amino acids. The transcript is spliced from 15 exons. NCBI's taxonomy places the organism in Eukaryota, Metazoa, Arthropoda, Insecta, Hymenoptera, Braconidae.
UGUUGUUUAAUUGUACCUUUAUAUUAUUUAUAUUCGUACAAUUGGAGGUUUAGUUGUGCCUUUUUUUAAGCGGAUAUAAAAAUUAAUAUGGGCUGCGCAACAAGCGUGACGUCCGGCAAAGGCAGCGGAACUCGUUUGAUCGCAACAAAGCUUACGUUUACAUCCGAGCAGUUGGAAAAUCUCAAUGGGUUCUUCCGGAAAACAAUUGAAUCAACUAUUAGUGAUAAAGAAAUGAAGAAAACUGAGGCAACAGUUGAAAGAUUAAUGCAGCGUCUACUGACAGCUGUGGGAAAAUUAGAUCCUAGAUUUUCUUCCAUGUUUUUGGUAUCUUUGAAUGAAAAGCGCCGAGUAAAGCAAUUGAAGUUCGAAUACCUACUGCGGAUGGAUGCACUCUCAAGCCCAAUGAUCGAUACGAACAUGAAUAUAGCAACUGUGGUGAAUUUAGAAGAAGAUGCAGCACUACCGGGAUUUGCGCGACUUCGUAUUCGUGGAGUAGACAUCGAAUCGUGGGCUGAGUUUCUCGGUCCUGGUGGAAGAUUGAGGAGAGAUCUCGUGAAAGCCAAACUCGUGAACUUAUUGGCAGCUGCUACAAAACAAGAAACAAUUAAUAUGGAUGAAAGAACGUGUCAAUCGCCUGGACAAAUAGUCGAUGCUGAAACGCUUGAUAAAAUUCUCAAACAACCUGACCACUGCAGGGUAUUUUACGGACCCGCCGCUGAGGAAAAAGAGCUGCCAUUGCCGCGAGAUCAUCGUAUAGUGCUGGUGGAAGAUGCUACCGGAAUACUCAUUCGCAUAAGUUUGAACGGCCAUAAAAUACGUGAUGUUGAAGUAAGACUAAUUAUUGGUGUUGGCGUAUCUCUGUGGUCAUCGCUAGCUGAUUAUCCAGGUCGGAUUCCAUUGUACCAUUGUGACGCUCUGCUUCAUUACACUGCUGCUCAAAGUGGGAUGUACGCAGUAGCAGUAGGUCCUUAUCCGAGUGCUCGUUGUGACGAUCGUGCAACACUCUGGCGUCUCCGUGCUCCAGCUGCCGAGACAAUCAUGAGUCAGCAUUAUUCAGACGAAAGUGUACCAGCCCUGACGGAGUCUGUACUCAUGCACAUAGUAGAUCAACUACGUGGAAGAUUACCAUUGAAUUUAUCCAUCAAACAAAAAGACAUACUGAGAGUCGUAUCACGUCACAUUGUACGUACGAUACACUGGUGGUCGCUGGAGAGAGCGGGACCAGACCCUCUGAGGAGUUGGUCUCCCGACAGUCUCUCACGUCACGUUUUACUGGCACUCGACGAAUUGGUCACCGCCCUCAGGUGUCAGAGCUUGCGGUGUUACUUUCAUCCCCGUUGCAACGUGAUGCUGCAGUGUGCCAAAGGAGGAAUUCUUCACCACGAAGAUUCUUACGUCUCAGAUGCUCGUCUUUUGGAAUUGUAUCUACUUACCCUUCACCAGUACUCAUUGAACUUGAGUUCAGUAGAUCCUCGACCAAGUGACAUCCUUGAGAGUGAACUGAUUGUGCGCUGGCGCCAAGUAAUGGCCUCUUUGCCGCGUGGCACCAUGGGAGGGCACUACGGUUACAGUACCCGACAAUUGAUGUACUUGGGACUUGUUAUAAAACAAGUUCUCAAAGUAAAGGAACUUGUAAUGCAGAAUUUAUUGAGCGAGUGUUCAUUUUUAAAUUUGUCAUUGUCGUCAGACGCACGAUCAAGCCCCACUGAAAAUUUAGUUUAUCUUUUGACAUUGGUGCUGAAGCAAGCCAGAGACCAAAUUUACGCGAUAAUGGAUCGCCAGAAGAAUUUUGAACACAGCAAUAAAAAGUCGUAUGUAUCGUCAAGAUCGAAGAAGCAGUAUCAUACAACGUACAAUUAUUUCGAGCAUUCGGUUGACAUAUUAAUUGACAUUGUUCGUCGUGAUCGCGAAACAGCGUACACCGAUCUGGAGAACGACGUAAUAAUGUCAAAGAGUCUCUUGAGAUGGCUGUACUUUGGAAUGGAAUACGACAAGAAAGUCCUCGGGCAUAUUCUGCGACCAUAUCUGGGUAAUCUCUUCAACUCGUCUCACGAGAAUGCCUGGCACGUGGAGUCCUGGCGCAAGCGACAAGACAUUUACAAUACCGAAAUGCGAUCACUGUCUCUCUUCUGUAAACUAGUAACAACUCAAGAGACAUCACCGGCCGCUGGUAUUGUUGAAUCGCUAUCCAAAGGCUGGACUUGGGCUGAACGGACGAUCAAGAUGAUUGAACGCUCUCCAGAACACGGUUUGAGACUGCUAUUCAUUACACCUGACCGAGUUAUCAAGUACAGUCUAACAUUCACCAACAAUCGUGGACUAAGUGCUUUUUCGAGUUGGAGCAAAGCUCGGAAUAUUGGCAAUAUUACCAGAAGAGCGACUAUCGCUAGGACCACUAUGAUUACUGCUACUGAUUUUUUACCUAAGGUUCAGCAGACUCACCUUGAUCAAACUGAUAAAGGUUACGCUAGUCAUGUUGAUCUGCGAGACUCGAGUCCCUUGACGUACGUCGUGUCGAUAAAUCGUCGACGGGGGCGACAACGAGGCCCUGGAGGAUUAAUACCAGCAUUGGUAACUCUCAAUAAAUUCCGGAUACUUCAAGAAGCUGCCGCGGUAUUACCUCAUGACGAGAGAGUAGCGAUGCUGGAUGCAGUUCAAAAGGUUUCUAGGGAGGCGUCCCGACGUUUCCGAAGAACUAGCUGUCCGGAUCUGAGUGGUUCAAAUGGUCCGAAGCAAACAUAUACGCCUAGAUCGGAUGGUGAAUUAUUGGAGAGGCCAUUAUCACGUUUAUCGCCGAGCCCUCGUCAACGCGGAAUAAUAGAUGAACAUCAAAAGCAACUGCAUCGUGAAAUAAUGGAGAUACAUGAUACAUUAACGCGUGAACUGAGACCUAGAAAUUGUAUUUCAACAGCAGCCUCAGAUUCAACUUCAACGCUCUCUUGGACAUCAUCAAUACGAUCAGCAGGCAAAAAUAGAUUGAUGAGAACUCGAAAUCCGAUAUGGGAUACCGUUAGAGGAACAUCGACGAUGUGGGACCGGAUUAGCACCGAUGGGAAUUUCGUCACCAAGAGUAAAUCUGACGAGAUGAUAAGCCGGGAGGAGUCACCCAAGUGGAGUAACUCGAACAGUCGUCAGUCGAGAAGUGAAACAGGUCUCAGCGGCGAUGAAAUACUGCCGUCAUGGGAUUUUCUCGAGACAACACUCAAUCGGAAGCUUCUUCAUUUCGACAAGUCGGCGUCCGAAGCUCAAGAUACCCUUCGAGAUAAUAUUUCAAUAAUAUAAUUCUUUAUUUAAACCAUUAUUUUUUUCCAUUAGUUACUCUAUCUAUAAUCUAUUUUUACGAUAUUCAGUUUAUUGAUUUUAUUAAAUCUAAAUUUUAGUUCAGAAUUAAUUAAUUUUGUUAUUGUUUGCAGUCUUUUAUAUUAAACUUGAUGUAGUCAUAAUUAAUAAUUAAAUUUAUCAUUUUUAUA